UAGCAAACAUCAUAUUAGACACCAUUUAGAUCGUACUAAUGUUGCCAUUUACCAAAGGAUAACAUCUCGGCUAAAUUAAAUCUUCUGUGAUGAUUUGUCAAUAUCAGAAAUUUGCCAUGAAAUCUGAAACUAGGCCAAAGUGACACGGGAAGGAAUAAAGUUACAAAAAUUGCUAUCUUUAAAACGUCUGAUCAUUCCGAUAAGAUCUUUUACUGUUACUAAACUAACAAGAAAGAAAAACAAAACAGCUACGAUGCAAAUUAAGAUUACACUAAGCAUGAUUUUCCUGUUAAAAGACUUCUACUUUUACGGAAUAAAAUACGGAGAAUGCUUUCCCAUUUGGUGAGAUGGCUUUCUCGUGAAUGUAGAUAACUUUUCGUUGAAAUAAAAUACUUAAAAAAUCGUUUGCGAUCAUGGAUUAUUAUCAAGGAAAAAAUCGUCGCUGGGACUCAUUUCUGAAACGGAGGCAUACCGUGACUUUGUUAGGUUUCCUAUGCUCCGUUGUCAUGCAUUCCCAGAGGUUGAACCUCAGCAUAGCCAUGGUGGCAAUGGUGAACUCAACAAGCAUACUCACUACCUCUUCCCACCGGAAUUCGACUGAAUGUCCCUUACCACAGAAAGAACAUGCCACUUUAGAAACUCAUCGUACUGGUGAAUUUGUAUGGGAUCCUGAACUUCAAGGUCAUAUCCUAGGAGCUGGAUUUCUAGGGUACCUUCUUGCACAGAUUCCAGGAGGUCUACUUGCUGGACGUUUUGGCACCAAACCCAUUCUUCUCAUAGGACUUUUUGCAGCUUCGAUAUGCAACUUGCUGUCACCUGUUGCUGCGCAGCAACAUGCCUAUUUACUGGCUGUCAUUCAUUUAAUACGAGGAAUGGGGCAGGGUCUUCAGCAGCCCUCGAUGAGUGUCCUAAUGGCCAAAUGGUUUCCUCGAAACGAAAGAGGAUUCUUGUCUGCUUUCAUUUACUGCGGUUAUCCUCUAGGAGCAUUCAUUGCAAGUUUGAUAUCUGGAGCUUUGUGCGACUUGGAAUUCUUGGGAGGAUGGCCCUUGGUGUUUUAUACAUUUGGCUUGCUGGGUGUAUUCGUCGGUUUUCUCAUGGUUUUCUUCUUUUUCGAACAACCAUCGGAUGAUCCAAAUAUAACACCAUCUGAACUUCAACAUAUAAUACAAAAUCAAGACAAUUCUUCUGUUGCUGCAAGGCCUCCUACACCUUGGAAAGGAAUAUUGUUUUCUGUGCCCACCUAUGCUCUAGUCCUUGCUUUAUUUGGGCAGUACUGGAUGGCUUUCUACUUUUUAUCUGUACAUCCAACUUACAUGGGAACUAUUCUUAACAUUCCUAUCAAAGAGAAUGGAAUACUGUCUUCUGGCCCAUUUGUCGCCCAAGCUUUUACUGGUUUCUUUGCCUGUUGGCUGGCUUUCUGGUUAACAAAAAACAAAAGCAUUAAAAUCAAUACCCUUCGAAAAGGAGCAAAUACACUCAGUUGCAUCUUAUUUACCAUUGGAACAAUUGGUGUAUAUUUAUCAGGCUGUGACACUAUGUGGAAUGAGAUAUGUCUCUUCAUCGCUACAGCUAGCAUAGGCUUCGGAUUUGCUGGUUGUCUUAUCACGGCAGUGGAUAUGUCACCAACAUACUGUGGUGUGUUGAUGGGAUUUGCGAGCACUUUGGCAAGCUUUUCUGGAUUUGCCAUUCCAAUGACUAUGGGAGCUCUCACCAAACAUGAGCAAACAUUAGCCCAAUGGGGAAAAAUGUUUCUAAUCACAGCUGGUGUUGGAGCUGGAAGUGGUAUUGUAUUCCUCACAUUAGGAUCGACUGACAUCCAACCAUGGGAUCCAUGCUCUUCAAAGGACGUCAAUAUGAAUAGCUCUGAAAAACCACAAGACAAAUCAUUGCCAAUGGAUUCAGUAGAAAUUCAAUUAAAAACGCAAAAAUUGUGAGAAAGUGCGAGUAUGCGGGAUUUUUCAUCGAACUUUUAAACCUUACCAUGUGCCUUAUUUUGUUUUGUCUGUGCUGUAGAUUUGUGUGUGUGUGUUUUCACAUAUUUAUAAUUUACAUUUUCCUGUUUUUGUAAAUAAAUUAUUUAUAGAA
Molecule: messenger RNA, 2085 nt
Organism: Argiope bruennichi
Lineage: Eukaryota; Metazoa; Arthropoda; Arachnida; Araneae; Araneidae
Product: sodium-dependent phosphate transport protein 1-like
Exons: 10
Coding region: 414-1934 (506 amino acids)
Biological process (GO): transmembrane transport; monoatomic anion transport
Molecular function (GO): transmembrane transporter activity
Source: RefSeq, a predicted model, not a curated record